GUUCUUAUAUCCUAUUGAGUAAAAUUGUAACUUUCAGGUAUCAUCGGUCUGAUUCCAACUACAAGAAGUAAAAUAUUCAGUUUAUAAACAUGAAGAUAUACUUCUUAUAUACUUCUUUUACUACAUGCAAUUAUUGUCGAUACAUAUUUAUACAUACCUAUUGGACGAUACUAUAGGUAUACAUACUAAAUAUUUAGUUCAUAAAGAUUUAUUCAGAAAAAUUAAAAUGGCGCCGAUUGUUCAUAAAUUUUCAUCCGAUGAGUGAAUCUAGAAUUAAAACCUUUUUUUUUUCUAAUAAAAAACUUUGAGUUAAUUAUGAAAAGUCGAUUCAAAUAAUGUUAAAGUUCUUUAGGACGCGUAUGUCAUGGUGAAAUACUGAAAUAAAUUUAAUAUUUACUAAAAGAAAAUUAUUCAAUAAAUUGAAUCUCUCAUAUAAAAUUUAUUGUUAGCUCUAGUGGAUCUGGAUUUUUGCAUUAAUCAUAUUAUUAAAACAAUUAUUUAAUCAAGUGAAAAAAUAAUUAAAUUAAUAAGAUAAUUUCAAAAAAAAAUAAAAAAUGGAUCACGAACGAGGACAAAAUGAACAAAUUAUUGCUGGUAUAGAGAAAAUAGAAACAAUAUCAGAUAAUUCACUGCCUGAUAUUGCAAAUAUGAAUAUAAAAUCGCUUAUCAAUAAAAAAACUCAAGAUUUUAGUGAAGAACCUCUCACCAAUGGAUUACACAAUGGAACUAGUCAUUUAAAUAAAUUAGAUAAAGAAGAAGUAGCGUGUGUAGAUAGUAAAGACAAUGACAUAGAGUACGUUAGUUAUACAAAUGAACUUCAAAUGCCCGAUAUUAUGAAGUUAAUUCAAAAAGACCUAAGUGAGCCAUACUCCAUUUAUACCUAUAGAUAUUUUAUUCAUAAUUGGCCCAAACUUUGCUUUUUGGCAAUGCAUGGCAAAGAAUGUGUAGGCGCAAUUGUCUGUAAACUUGAUAUUCAUCGAAAAGUUAUAAAACGUGGUUACAUCGCAAUGUUAGCUGUAGAUAUAAAAUAUAGAAAACGUAAGAUAGGCUCAAACCUAGUAAGGAAAGCUAUUCGGGCGAUGGUUGAAGAUGAUGCUGAUGAAGUCGUUCUGGAAACCGAAAUAACAAAUCGAUCAGCUUUACGACUCUAUGAAAAUCUUGGUUUUGUCAGAGAUAAAAGACUAUUUCGGUAUUAUCUAAAUGGUGUAGAUGCAUUAAGACUUAAACUUUGGCUAAGAUGAAAGUUAUUCGAGUAUUCGUGUCAAUAAGAUGUUAAUGCGAAUAUUAAAGGGAUUAGUUUAUAAUAAUAAUUAUUGUUACUCUUACAUUAUAUCAAAAUUUAAUUCAUGAAUACGACGUUAACAUAAACAUUUAGUUAUUUUCAUAAAUUUUAAUAUAAACUUUAUUUAACUUCAAAUAUAUUUUUACUAGCUUUUCCGAAUGCUUCCAAAUCCCGUCCGCUUGACAAAAAAUUAUAUUUUUCUUAAUUUAAAUUUAGAACUAAUCAUUUUAAUUACAAGAAAUUAUACUGGUGUUUAUAUUGUAUUAAAUGUACAUCUGAAAAAUAAUUCAUUGCAGCUUAAAGACAAAUAAAAAUGGAAAUCUUAGAAAUAUAAAUAAAUGUUUACAGAAAUGGUCAUAACAGUAUAAUAAAUUUUUAAAGGCCAUAUUAAAAAUACUGACACGCGUUUUUCUGUAUUGAAGCUAUGUUUAAUUAUAACAUUGUACAAUAUUAUUUAUCAAAUUACAAAGUUGUAAAAAUGGCAAAAGUUUUUUACAAAAAAAAAAAAAAACAAUUUUUGCUUAUAUAAUUUUUACAGUGUUUUAAUCAAUUUUUCUUGUAUUUGAUGAUUUUAAACGUUUGAGAAAAGUGCUAGAAAGUGGAGAGUUUCGGUUUAGCCAACUUUUAAAAUUAUUAAUUAUAUAUCAUAAUAAUACUUUUGUAAAAAAUAAUACUUAUGUAAAAAAUUUACUGAGCUCAAAAUUUUAUGCAAAAAGUUAUCUUAAAUCAAUUUUUAAAGUUGACUUCAUCAUUGUAUAAAUUGACAUAAUUUUAAUGGUUGUAUACAUAUUUUUCGAUAUUUUGACAGUUCGUGGUUGUUGUAAUACCGAAUUCUUAAAGUUUGAAAAUUACUUAUAUUAGUAUUAUCUUAUAACAUUAAGCUCAGCUUUAUCUGCAUGUGAAAACGUUAAAAAAAAUUUGUUAUGUCUUUAAUCUAAACAAAUUUAUUAAUUUUCAAAUUUUAAUAAACUAAAAUUUUCCCCUUUCUACUACUUAACAAUAUUUGUUGAGGAGAAAUCAGAUGAAAUUAAUGAAUUGUUUAAAGUUAAAAUUUUGUUGAAUAAUCAUUUAAAUUAAUUUCUGUCAAUUCAUUUUUUUGAUGCAAAGUAACAGACAUGACUUACGCAUUGUCAAAGAAUUAUAAUUUAAUAUAUUAAGUUUUUUUACUCUACGUAUUGUAUUAAUAAAUAAUUCGAUAAAGUUGAACAUAGCAUUGGAAGUAAAAUUAUCUUAUCGUCAUUAUCAUUAUUGAAAAUUGUAGUAAGCAAAAUAAAUACAACAAAGAAUAUGAGUGUAAUGUAUAAAUUAUAUUAAAAAUAAAAAUACAUAACUGUUUUAACAUGUUGAUCAUUUUUAAAAAUUAUUGGUAAAAAAUUAGUUAACUUGCUUGAUACGUACAUAUGUAAAAAUUCAGGAUAUACUAUUCUCGAAAUAAAACUUGUAAUUAUAUAGCAUUUGAACAAAAAUAAAUAAUUGUAUUUUUGUUUAAAUAUAUUUUUAUGCGGAAAAAAUUAGUAAAAAAUAUCAAUAUAGUAAUUAUUGUCUCAAUAAAAUAUCAAACCAUAUAAAAAAUAAUUUUUAUUUUAUUUAAAAAUGUAAAAACUUAAGUCGAUACGGAAUAAAAUCAUUGAUUAAAUGAUUAAUUUGUAAA
Molecule: messenger RNA, 2933 nt
Organism: Cotesia glomerata
Lineage: Eukaryota; Metazoa; Arthropoda; Insecta; Hymenoptera; Braconidae
Product: N-alpha-acetyltransferase 30-like
Exons: 3
Coding region: 555-1241 (228 amino acids)
Biological process (GO): N-terminal peptidyl-methionine acetylation
Cellular component (GO): NatC complex
Molecular function (GO): protein-N-terminal amino-acid acetyltransferase activity
Source: RefSeq, a predicted model, not a curated record